This is a messenger RNA of Dipodomys spectabilis (banner-tailed kangaroo rat), 1619 nucleotides long. RefSeq names its product immediate early response 5 like (gene Ier5l). NCBI's taxonomy places the organism in Eukaryota, Metazoa, Chordata, Mammalia, Rodentia, Heteromyidae. The transcript has a single exon. The record is from RefSeq and is a predicted model, not a curated record. The coding region runs from base 207 to 1439 and encodes 410 amino acids.
CCGGGGAGAGCGAGCCUGCGGGUGGCGCGCAACGCAUGGUGGCGGCUCCUCGCGGAGCGCAGCCGAUCCUCUGAUUCGAGCUCCGGCUGCCCCCUGCCCGGUGCGUCCCGGAGACCGGCUGGAAGCCGGAAGAGCAGCAGCAGCAACAACAUUAGCAGCAGCAGCGGCGGCGGCGGCUGCUGUGCCGCCGCCGUCUCCGCGGGAGCAUGGAGUGCGCCCUGGACGCGCAGAGCCUGAUCAGCAUCUCCCUGCGCAAGAUCCACAGCUCGCGGACCCAGCGCGGCGGCAUCAAGCUGCACAAGAACCUCCUGGUGUCCUACGUGCUCCGCAACGCGCGCCAGCUCUACCUGAGCGAGCGCUACGCCGAGCUCUACCGGCGCCAGCAGCAGCACCAGCAGCAGCAACCGCCCCACCACCAGCCCCAGCCCCUCGCGUACGCGGCGCCCGGCAUGCCGGCCAGCGCGGCCGACUUCGGCCCGCUCCAACUUGGCGGUGGCGGGGACGCGGAGGCGCGCGAUCCGGUCGCCCGACACCAGCUGCACCAGCUCCACCAGCUCCACCAGCUUCACCUCCAGCAGCAGCUGCACCAGCACCAGCACCCGGCGCCCCGGAGCUGCGCGGCGGCGGCGGCGGCGGCCGGGGCGCCCGCAGGCAGCGCGGGGGCGCUCUCCGAGCUCCCCGGGUGCGCCGCUGCGCUCCAGCCGCCGCACGGCGCGCCCCAUCGCGGGCAGCCCUUGGAGCCCCUGCCGCCGGGUCCCGCGCCUCUGCCGCCGUCGCCGCCCGCGCCCUCCGCCCCGCUCUGCCCGCGGGACCCUCGCGCCUCGGCCGCCUGCUCCUCGCCCUCCGCGCCCCCGGGGGCCGCCUCUCCGGCCGCCGCUGCCGCCUCCCCGCCCGCCUCUCCUGCUCCCGCCUCCUCUCCUGGCUUCUACCGGGGCGCGUACCCGGCCCCCUCGGACUUCGGCGUGCACUGCAGCAGCCAGACCACCGUGCUGGACCUGGACACUCACGUGGUGACCACGGUGGAGAACGGCUAUUUGCACCAGGACUGCUGCGCCUCCGCCCACUGCCCCUGCUGUGGCCAGGGCGCCCCGGGACCCGGCCUGGCGCCCGCCGCGGGCUGCAAACGCAAGUAUUACCCCGGCCCGGAGGAAGAGGACGACGACGACGAGGCGGACGCGGGCGACCUAGGGGCCGAGCCCCCCGGGGGCGCCCCGUUCGCCCCCUGCAAACGCGCUCGCUUCGAGGACUUCUGCCCGGACUCGUCCCCGGACGCGUCCAACAUCUCAAACUUGAUCUCCAUCUUUGGCUCGGGCUUCUCCGGGCUGGUGAGCCGACAGCCGGACUCCGCCGAGCAGCCGCCGCCGCUCAACGGGCAGCUGUGCGCCAAGCAGGCGCUCGCCAGCCUCGGCGCCUGGACUCGAGCCAUUGUCGCCUUCUAGGGACCCCCGAGGGCACAGGGACUUGGGGCCCCCGCGGGGCUGGGGCCAGACAAAGACUCAGCCAAGGGGCUGGAGGAGAGAGAGGGGACGGGCGCCAGGCCACUCGGGGGGCUGCGCCCGGGCGAGCGGAGGGAGCAGGAGAAGGCUGAUGUUUUAUAAAAUUGUAAAAUAAAAAAAAGA